AUGAAUCCUCUUCUUGUGCUUGGGUCUAUCCUUUGUUUAGUUUCUCUUUCUUAUGCAAGGGAUAUCAAAAUGGGGGUCUUUCUUCCUUUCACUGGUGGUUGGACUGGUGGUCCCAGGAUGGCAUCAGCAAUUCUGAUUGCUAGGGACAAAGUAAACAGUGACCCUUACUGGCUUCAAGGACAUAACCUGACCUUUGUACUUAAAGACAGCAAAUGUGAAGCAAGAGCAUCUCUUGCAACAUUGGUGGACUAUUACACAAUAGAAAACCCCAAAGUUGAUGUCUACAUUGGUCCUGGAUGUUCAGUGGGAUGUGUCCCUGGUGCCUACAUAGCAGCUCACUGGAACAUUCCCAUGGUAUCUUGGGGAUGCGCAGCGACAGUACUAUCAGACAAAACACUCUAUCCUUAUUUUGUACGGACAACUGGUACAUUUGCUGGUAUGGGAGGUCUCUUAAGGGCCAUCUUAGCAAAAUUCAAAUGGGAUCGCAUAGCAAUCAUGUCUUCAACAGAAACAGCUUUCUCAGCGGCUGCUAAUGAUGCAAAGGUCACCAUAGAGAAAGAUGGCAAAUAUUCAGUACCCUUUUUUGGUAGCUUUUCCCCUGGAGCAACUGACCUCUUCAAACUUAAAUCCAUGGUCAGGUCAAUGGCAACCAAGGCACAUGGUAAGUAACAAGAACAAACCUGACAGAGGACAUGCAUACAGACAAUAUUGGCUUAUAUUCAUGAACCUUUGUGUUCUUUAUUACAAUUGCUAACUGAUGUAAGCUUAAUAAUUUAUAUUAAAUAAAAGAUCAUGAUAAAAUAGAGUUGUAAAUUGACCAACUUAUCUUCACUUUACAGUUGUAAUGGUAUUUUGCUAUAAUGAUCUUAUGAGAAGUCUAGUGCUUAUCUUCAACGAGCUGGGCCUGUUGAAUGGGGAUUAUGUGAUAAUUUCCUCUGAGACACUUUAUGAGUCAUGCCAAGCUGGUGAUGAAAGAGAUGAUGAGGCUUGCAAAGCUUAUGAAGGAAUGAUUGACAUUAGUCAGUACGUUCCAGAUUCACAGGACUAUACAGACUUUAUUACUGAUGUUUACAACAGGAUGCCUGAACUGAACUACACAAUGAGUGCACCUAAUGAAGUAAGUACACCUCUUACACACCUGAAAUGUAUUUAAGCAAGACAUUACCCCUAAAGCUGAAAUCAUCAACUGUGAUUCAUGAAAUAAAAUGAAACAAAUUAAAGAGGACAAAACUCAACAAUGCACCAAGUUAUAUCAUGAAAAAGUCUUCCCUAGACCCCUAUCAAUCCCAACACUUCAUUAUCAGCCUACUGAUCAUCAAAUGACUUAAUUAUAUUAUUGCUUUUUUUCUGCUAGACUAGCAUCUAUGCUGCUUACCUUCAUGAUGCCAUUCUUUUGUAUGCAUAUGCCCUAAAUGAAUCUUUGACCCAGGGUUUGGCCAUAACUGAAGGGGCAAAUGUGUCUAAGUCAAUGAUAGGAAAGCAAUUCAUAGGUGAGCAUGCUUUUAAGCAACAUUUUUGAUAAGAUGGAUCCUUAUUGAUACACCCAGUUUCACCUAUUAAUAUAUAUUUAAAAUGUCCCUUUCAAGCAAUAUUGUCAUUUGCAUUAUUUUAUUAAGUACAGAUAAACCACCUUUGUGUCAUUAUUCUACAUCACUACUGACAAUAACAUUAAUUUUCUAGCAAAACAGUGUCACUGAGCCCCAAAGAAAAAAAAGCUUGUGAAUAUUCAUGUGUAAGAGCUGAAGAGAAUUCUUUUUUCUCCAAUGCUAAUAGGUGCAUCAGGUCCUGUUGGUAUUGAUGAAAAGGGAGACAGAGUUGCCUCUUUCAGGCUGCAAUCAUUUCUACCCGGCAUGUCACUUGUAAGAAUUGCAAAUUAUUUUGGCACAACUGGAGAACUUCAGCUUUUGAAUCAACCAAUCAUGUGGCAUGGUGGUACCACAAAGAUUCCCCUUGGAAGACCAGCAUGUGGUUUUGACAAUGAAUUUUGCAAAGAGGCUGCAAAAGGUAAAGGAAAAAUUUAUAGAGUCUAGUUGAACAAGAUAUGAGUUCCCUGUACAUAUUGGAAACAGUAAGCAAGAGAAAGUGUAUGUUAAUUCCAGCAUGCAGAUAACCAGGUCAAAAAUAUAGGUUGUCGGGCUAAUGUACUGUCAAAAGACCAGGCCCAGGUUGUUCAAAAACUGGAUUAAGAUAACACAGGGUUAGUGUGAAAUUUGAUUUCAGGUCUGAAAGCUUUAAAAGAAAAUUCAGUUCAAAUCUUUUUGCUUGCAAUUUGAUCAUUAGAUGUCCUAAAAAAAAAAGAGAAAAUUUUCCCUUAAAGGUUUUUGAACAAAGAAAUAAAGAAACCUGGAUUAAAAUUUAUCCCUGGGUUAGCACUAAUCGGCCUUUGAAAAAAACUGGGCCCAGAGGGUUAUAAUAACAGUGCACCUAAAAGUGAAGUUAACAUCUCCAACAUAAUCACGCUUUUAAGUUGGUCAUUUAUUUCAAUUGUAAUGGUUACAACUUUUAUUUUCUAGAGGAGGAUCCUACUUGGCCAUACAUCUUAGCAGGAUGUCUUACCUUUGUUUUAGUUGUUUCAAUUUUAGUGGGGUUUUUAUUGUGGCAGAGGUAAGCUUGUAAGUGUUUAGAUAAAAUUUGCCUUCUCAUGAACUUUGAUUACCUGGAUGAGAAAUGGUAUGGAAUAGGACUUAAACCUGCCAAAAUAUUAACAACAGUCUCUGAAAUCUCUUUUUGUUUUUUCGCCUUUGUUUUUGUUGGUGUUCAAUAGGAAACAAGCUUUUGAAGCAUCACUAUUGGCUCAAACAUGGAAAGUGGAAUAUGAUGACAUAAAAUGGCCAAAGUAUAAAAGAAAGCUAGGGAGUAGAAAGAGUAUGGUACGUCAGUGUCUAUAUGACUGAUGCUCUAUGUCAAUUCCUAUUUAAAUUUGUAUUAUUUUCUAGUCAUCUAAGACUGCUUCUUUCAACUUUAUUCUCCAACCAUUCUUGUAUAAUUAAAACAUCUUAAUGAACAGAGAGAACAUAGAAAACUUGGACCAUGUUACAAAAUUGUCUAAACAUAGAUCUAAGCAUCAAUACUUAAUUUAGACUAAUAAAUUACUCUUCUUAACUCUUCCUGCAGCAAAGUAUGGCAGGAAGUGAGCAUGGCUCUGUUGAGGAGUUUCGGGGACAAAUAUUCACUCUUCUUGGAAUUUAUGAGGUUCUCUUAAAAUUUGUUUUUAUUUCUUAUCAGUGACAAAUACUAAUUUGUUUGUUUACUCAUCAAAUUUCUCAUCUUGGGAUUGUUAUUUCUAGCAAACAAGGAAUCCAUCUUCUGAGGCAAUAUUUAGUUAUGAGAACUACAUUGUUGUGUACUGUCCCUCCUGCUUCCUGUACUUUCAUCUCUAGCUGUGUUGCUAUGUUACAAAUGACAGGCCAGCUCAUUGCUAGGGGCCAUGGGCAUGUGUGUGAAAUAACAGACCAGUACAGUUUAAUUGUUGUCCAGCAACAACAUGUACUAUAGCAAAAAUACUUUGUGUGAUUAAUAUACCUUAUGCUAAUAACUCUCUUAGUGACAUGCUGCAAACUUGGAACCAGCAUAAUUUUAAAUUAAACAGUUUCAUGAAGGCCUUUGGAGUUUAUCAGUUAAUGUAGCUUCUUUAUUCAUUUUUGUAUAUCACUCUUGUACUUGAUGUAUAUUUAGGAAUCAGGUUAUUAAAACCUUAAGUCUUUCAUGGUAAAACCUUGUCUUUACUUUACAACAUACAUAGUUAAACUUUUCCCAUCAAAUGUUACCUUUGUCAAUUAUGGACUAUCUUACUCUUGACAGGGGAAUUUAGUGGCAGUCAAAAGAUUACAGAAGGCCAAAGUUGCUCUGGAACGUGAAGUGCUGUUGGAACUGAAAGAGGUGAAACAGCAAAUUGAAGUCUUUACUUCCCUCAUUUUGACACCUUUUCUAGCUUCUACAUUAUUAUUAUAUUUUGAGAACAAAAAAAACCCUUUUAAAACUCUCAGUCAGAUGAAUGUAUCAGAUGUAUCUGAACAAUAGAAGGCUGUCAAAGUGAGGUUAAAAAUGUUUAUUUCAUAAAUUUACAAUUGCUAUAAGACUUCUGUUGAAAAGGUCUUUGUUUACUCAGAUGAAGGAUAUCAACCAUCACAAUGUCAACCUGUUCAUUGGUGCCUGUAUUGAUCCUGAAAACAUUUGCAUCUUAACCCAGUACUGCAACAAAGGAAGUCUCCAGGUAAAAUAAGAACUGAUUUAAAAUGACACAUUAUCAGCACAUCUUGCACUUAACUCGGUCUUGCAGUCUUAUUUUUUCAGACCAAAAAAAGUGCACUGUUUUCAUAACUGAAUUUUUUCUUAGGAUGUGUUGCAUAAUGACACCUUUAAGUUGGAUUGGAUGUUUCAGAUGUCAAUUUCAUCGGACAUUGCAAAGGUGUGUACAGUUUUUGGUACUGCAGUCAGUUUGAUGCUCUAUCAACCUUACCAUCUUCAUAUUCUUGCUAAACAAUUUGAGAUAAAUUCCAUGUGGCUUUUUACCAAAAGGUACACAAUAUUUCUAAUGAGCACUUACUUUUGAUCACUUUUUUAAUGACUGCUUAAACUAAGCAAUUGAAUACCCUUAGUUAUACUAGUUGAAUAACAGUUAGUAGUGAAAAAAGUUUUAUCCUGUGUAACUCAGUUGAGAUUUGUCUGGUUGUCUAGGAAAAUAAACAUUUCCUGUCUCUCAAAUAAGCUGCAUUUUAAUCAAAUCCCAUAGCAUGAGCUGAAUUCAUAGUCUCAUUCAUCAAAAGAUAUUUUCCAUCAAUUUAUUGUUCAACAGGGCAUGCACUUCCUGCAGAAUAGUCCAGUUCAGUUACAUGGCAACUUAAAGUCAUCAAAUGUGUUGAUUGACAGCCACUGGACAUGCAAACUAACUGACCAUGGGUUGUUUCUCUUCAAAGAAGGACAGGAGAUUGAUGUGGAAGCUGGUGAAGAUACCAACUAUUAUGGUAAAUCAAUUUUUGAUAAAAAAAAAAAAGUAGUUUGGUUUGGUCAAAUAAUUUUCUGAUUCCUUUCUAAUUUAAGACAAUCUUUGGACAGCACCAGAACAUAUCCUCAAUGACCAGUAUCCUCAUUCUCAACCUGGAGAUGUGUACAGCUAUGGAAUCAUCCUUUCUGAAAUUGUAACUCGUGGUUUACCCUUCAGCAUGUACGAGGACUUGUCAGCUCAGGGUAUGUAUUCUGUGCCAAUUUAUGAAAUAUGAAAAGGAAACUUUUAUGAAGGAAUACAUGACAAGAAGGAGAAGAAAUAUUGAGUUCAGAAAUAAGCAAAACAUAGCUCUAAAAGCAAAAAGAUUAGGAAAUAUUCAGAAAAAACAAGAGAAUCUCAAAGGCAGGCAUUCAACAAACAAAGAAUCACAUUCUGAUCACAUUAGAGAACUGAUGCAUAAGAGAAAUAGUACUUAACAACCAACCAAAAUGCUGGUUUAGCAUAAUUUUGCAUAAUUUGCUGGUAAUCUGAAGCUUGCACAUGCAGGAAGGACAAUUUAGAUAAGUGGGUGCACUUUGUGGUGGAACCUAAAGAUUCCACCUAUUUUAUUGCUCAUCUGCUCAAUUUCACUGUUCCACCGCUCAAAGCGAACAAUGGUGCAUGAAACUACCACUUACACAAGCAUAGCUAAGGUCUACCUUCAAGUCAGAUUGAAGUUUUGAUUUUUGUGAUUUAAAAUUCCACUUAUGUAUAACUUUGAUUUAACAUUUAUUAAGCUGUUGUUGAGCGUGUUAAAAAAGGAGAGAUCCCAUCCUUCCGCCCACGUAUCACCAAGGACACUGUAGGACAUACUCUCUAUGUUGACAUGAUGAAAAUGUGCUGGGAUCAGGACCCACUCGCCAGGCCUAAGUUUUCAGACUGCAUCAAAUAUCUUACGCGGAUGAACAAAGGAAAGUAAGUGAACAGAUGACCGAGUUUGGAAGGUUUCUGUUGUAAUUACAGUUUCAUUACACACGUUUGUUACAUCUAUCUCAAAACACUAAGUCUCUCCUUUACACAUUUUAAAGACAAAGAAGUGUAAGGUAUUGUCAGUAAUUUCAGAAUUUGGGUUUGAGGCAUUUAUGAUGAUGGCUUACGAGAGACACACUAUUCGUAAAUUUGUUGUAAUUUCUGCUUGUUUUCUUUAGUGACUUCAACAUUAUGGAUACUAUGAUCACCAUGAUGGAAAAGUACACAGAUCACUUGGAAGACAUUGUCGCUGAGCGAACAGCUGAGCUUGCAGCUGAGAAAGCAAAGACUGACGAGCUUUUGUACAGGAUGCUUCCAAAGUAAAUUGCACUUAAAACUGCUUAGAAUUAAAUACUUUUUCAAUGCAAUUCAUAUAAGAAUAAGGAAUAAGCCUGCUGCCUUACCCUGCAACUGUUAACAUUCACGGUACCUUGAUAUAAUUGGUGUCAGGUAAACGCAUGGCGUGUGCAAAUCCAGCUAUGUUUUUCAAGAGGUGAUGAGGGCUUUAUUUGGUAGGAUUUCAGGCUGUUCAUAAAUCUAACUUUUUAUCUUUUCCAUAAUUUGAUUGUUAUAUUCUUGACUUUCUCUGUGGAAAAUGACAACCACUUCCGAAGAGCACAUUUCUUCAAAUCCAAAUACGCCGCCAUUUUGUGUAAUCCCUGACCCAUUCUUAUAACCCGUGCCCACGGUCGCUGAUAUUUGCGAUAUUUGAUGGUAUAUGUAUGAUGACAUCUUUUGUAUUCACUCUCAUGCCAUUUAUCUGUCUGUUUGGUUUUGUCUGAUUACAGGUCUGUGGCAGAGGAACUUAAGAGAGGGCAGCCUGUUACUGCCGAAACCUUUGAGUCCGCUACACUUUUUUUCAGUGAUAUCGUUGGUUUCACCAAGCUGGCAUCUGAGAGCACACCCCUUCAGGUACAUGUACUCCCGAAUAUACAUGUCGUAAGUCGAUCUCGUAAUAUCGAUUUGUUAGAAAAUACUUUCUUUUGUGUAUCCGUUUAUAGAUUGUUGACUUGCUUAACGACCUGUACACUUGCUUUGACGAAAUCAUUGACAUGCAUGAUGUCUACAAGGUAAGACAUGUUACAUGACUGAACACUAAGAUGUCUUCUCCAGCGUAAACAAGGUAAAACUCAGUGGUAGUUGAGUCACUUUAAUAGAAUGCCUUGACAGGAGAACACAUUUAUACAUCCAUUGCUUAUAAUUCAGGUUGAGACUAUUGGUGAUGCCUACGUGGUCGCUUCCGGGCUACCAAACAGGAAUGGAAUCAGACAUGCUGGCGAGAUCAGUAACAUGUCUUUAGAUUUGCUGUCAGCAAUGACUGCUUUUAAGAUAAGGCAUGUUCCAGGAAGGCAACUGCAACUCAGAAUUGGGAUUCAUACAGGUUAGAAACCUUUCUUAAGCUAACUUAGCUACAUUCUAGGUCAUGAGUUCAUAAACUGACUUGCACAAGGGUUUAGCGGGAUCUUCAGUUAUGGGGAUCAGUUCUAUGCAUAUAAUUAGCAUCUUGCUGACAUUAGGGGGCACGCCAAGUUGUAAAAUAAUUAUCACCAUAACAAGGGAGUUAUCACCACUUCAGCGUCGCCCUUAUGGAACCCUGGAAAAGUUAACAAAAGAAAAAUGAAAGAGUCGGUAUGGGGAAAUUAUUUGUGUUUCUGACUUAAACAAUGCCUCCUUUCAGGUCCCGUGGUUGCCGGGGUUGUUGGUCUCAAAAUGCCGCGAUAUUGCCUGUUUGGUGACACGGUCAACUAUGCGUCAAGAAUGGAGUCUUCCGGUUUGGGUAAGGAAGAGCCUCUCAGCAUGCCUCACACGUAAGGGAGAAUUGUAGGAAAUUCCGUUUUUCGCGAUGAUUUCAAUCUUAAAUUGGCUUCAGUGUUAUUCCCUAUAAUGAAGAGGGUUCUAUAAAGGGCCUAGGUUGUUUGGGUAUGAAAGAUCCCGCUUGUCUAACUAACAAGCGUUGAGCUAAGAAACAUGAUUCCUUGGAACCGAAGACAUUUUUUAUCUUCAGAAAUUGGAAAAAUAACAAUAUAUCUUGAGACCUUGGAACACGCGGUGUUCCAGGGUCUCAAAUACCAAUCAUCUUGGAUGCCGAUCUAACUCUUUCGUCGGUACUUACACUCCAUGCUCCCUCCCUUUGUCACAUAAAAAAUUUAACUCAAAUUUCAUUUACCUGUGGAGUAGCUUUCAACAUUUCUGCAUUUUGGUCCCCCCUUUCUCAAAAAUUGUGGGCAAUUCAUUUUCAGUCCGCCUUUCCGGCUUUGACUCCCUCACUUACCAGAGCUCUACAAUUUUUUCAGCUCUUCGAAUUCACGUGAGUCCAGAAUGCAAAGAAGUUCUUGAUAGACUUGGCGGAUACGUGCUGCAAGAAAGAGGUUUCGUUGAAAUGAAGGUAAGCGAGCGUUUAUCUAUUUUACAUGAUCAAAUCUUUUAGAGCAAGUGCUUUGUUACUGCGAGAGCUUAUCAGAAUAUUCUUGGCAUGAAGCAAUUAGGAUCGAAUGCAUAUUGAAGUUUGUGUUCAAAUGUUCGUAGAAUCAUCUGUAACUGCCUCAGACGACGACCUGCUAUAAGUUAGCGAGUAGUCUUAUUAGCACUCUGAAGCAGCAAAUAUAAGUUGUAAAUUCGAUGCUUACGAUAUUCUAAAAUCUCAACUCAACGUGCUUCGUCCAGAAUGACGGUACAUUGUAAUCAAGCUUUUCAUUUAACUUUCAGGGCAAGGGGAGCAUCCUUACGUAUUUCUUAAAAACAAGAGAAGGAUUUUACAAACCUCUUCCGGAUCUCUCCAUGGCGGAUAGCAUGGAAGAGCACUCUUUUAAGUAG
This is a messenger RNA of Pocillopora meandrina, 8767 nucleotides long. NCBI's taxonomy places the organism in Eukaryota, Metazoa, Cnidaria, Anthozoa, Scleractinia, Pocilloporidae. The record is from the annotation of a GenBank genome assembly.